This is a messenger RNA of Spea bombifrons (plains spadefoot toad), 530 nucleotides long. RefSeq names its product ghrelin-like. Gene Ontology annotation, molecular function: growth hormone-releasing hormone activity; ghrelin receptor binding. Gene Ontology annotation, cellular component: extracellular region. Gene Ontology annotation, biological process: negative regulation of inflammatory response; regulation of response to food; gastric acid secretion. The coding region runs from base 37 to 396 and encodes 119 amino acids. The record is from RefSeq and is a predicted model, not a curated record. Lineage: Eukaryota; Metazoa; Chordata; Amphibia; Anura; Pelobatidae. The transcript is spliced from 4 exons.
CAGACAAACACUGAUUUAGCAGUAAAAGAUCUAAAGAUGCUGACCCCCCGAGUCACUAUUUGCGGGAUAGUCCUGUUCUGUCUUCUCUGUACGGACGACGCUCAGGCCGGAUCAAGCUUUCUGAGCCCUGCAGAUAUGCAGAAGUACUCGGGCAAGAGGCCACCUAAGAAGUUGGUCCAUAACAACGUGCGCCGCAGGGAGGCUGAGGACCUGUGGGAAGGUCCUGUGGAUCAGCUGACCGAGGAAAACAUGGAGAUUGGGUUUAAAUUCCCUCUGGAUAUUAACAUGAAAAUGACAAGGGAACAGUUCCAGCAGCAGAAGGCUGCUAUCCAAGAGAUACUCUUUGGGUUCCUAUCUCUGAGUUCAUCUCAGGAUUCACAAGAAGAAAAUGAAUAAUCGGAGUGACAACGAAUCAUCAAAAUCUGGCUGUCCCUUUCCUCACAUAGCUUGAAGGUCUUUUUAUUCCUGCAAUACUCCCCUUUUACACAUUUAACUGUAAGUUAAGAAAUAAACCAAAUGUCUAAAGGCAA